GACGCCUGCGGCUGGAACCGGCCGACAUGGCGGCGGCGGCGGCGGCGCUGGCGCGGCUCGCGGUGGCCUUCCUCCUCCUCACCCGGGCCCCGAGUGCUGUGGGAGUCUCUGCUGACGAAGUGCUCCCAAGAGAUGGAGCCUGUGCUUGUGGGGGGCUCUGUGCCCCGGCCAGAGCCCAGGGAGGAGGUGGGAAAGGCCUGCCAGCCAGCCGCCGCAGUCCGGGGAGGGCUGCGGUGUUCCAGGCAGGAGAUGUGGGUGGGCGGCACGUGGGGACACCUUUGUAUGAAAUGGCAGGUUUUCAUGGGGAGUAAGCUGGUGUUCGACCGAAAAAAAGAGAGGCAGCCCCUCUGGCCCAGGCCCCCCGCCUCGCCGCUGUCCUUGAGGGGCGUCCGGUGUCCGAGGACUCCGGGUGUGCCCCACGCCUCGCUUGUUGGGUCGUCAGGACCCUCUGGCGCGGCGCUCCCCGAGCAGCCAGCUGUCCCGUGGGCUUGGAAGGAGGACCGUGGCGCUAGCAGCUCCUCCUCCUCCUCCUGGGAAGCUGGGGCAGGGUGGGGAGACCCGCUCUGCUGGCUCCGGGCCUGCGCGGAGAGCCGGCGUGCCCCGUGGCGUCCGCAUGACUCCUGGGCCGCAGAGUCCCCCGGCUCCCAGCCCCAGGGCGGCCGGCCUGCAGACCGCCUGCUUCCUGCCGUGCCUCCGAGCGGGGCGGCCAGGCCCGACCGGGCUUCCGCUGGCCUGUGCCUGGCAGGGGCCAGUCCUGUGACCGAGGCUGCGAGGUCCCCCCGGAAAGUAAGGUGUGGGACGAGGGCCCGGAGCCGGCUGGCCUUCCCAGUCAGUGGCCGGCAGGUCAUUCUUCCGGGAGCCCGCGGGUGAGGGUGCCCCGCCGCCGCCGCCGGGUCUGCUGGAAGCUCCUCCCGGCCUUGCCCUGUCUCCCGGCCUCGAGCCGCCGCCCAGGGCCUGGGGAUGGGUCUGUGUCCCCCCGCUGUGUCCCCCUCGUGACAGAGGCACGGGCUUGUCUUCUUCCUGUCCCACGGAUC
Molecule: messenger RNA, 1034 nt
Organism: Mustela erminea (ermine)
Lineage: Eukaryota; Metazoa; Chordata; Mammalia; Carnivora; Mustelidae
Source: RefSeq, a predicted model, not a curated record